AUGGCCGACUACCAAGUGAGCGAGAAGAGAGAGACUGAUCCAGUCGACUCCGGCACCGACGGUGAAAACCAUCACAAGAACGUCAACGAACCCGUCGCUGUUUUCACCAACGAGGAUGGCGACGUCAACUUCCGCAGCCUCUCCUGGCCCGCGGCGGCCGUCCUCGUCGCGAAGUUUCAACUCGGUCUCGGAGUGCUGAGUUUGCCCAAGACGUUCCACACUCUGGGCUUCUUUCCGGGCAUCCUCUGCUUCGUGAUCCUCUCCAUCAUGACCACCGCCUCGGGCUACGUCUCCGGCAACGCCAGAUUGUAUUAUCCGCAAAUUUACAGUGUCGCUGACGUCGCUGAAAUGAUGUUCGGCAAGAAGACGCGCGAGUUCGUCGGCUUCUGCUUCUUCCUCUAUCUCGCCCUGACUGCAGGUGCCGGCAUGCUCGCUUCCUCGGUCGCCUUCAACGCGCUUUCAAACCACGGCGCCUGCACCGUAGCCUUUGUCGGUGUAGCUGCCGCCGCUGCAUUCCUCAUCGGCGGUGGUUUCCGCAGCCUGGAUAAGAUCGCCUGGGUCAGUUGGGCGGGUUUCGCCUGCAUAGUUGUCGCUAUUUGGACUACGGCCAUCGCAUGUCUCAUCCAGGACAGACCUGCUGCUGCUCCCCAGACGGGCCCCAUUGACCUCGACAUCCGUGUUUUUUCCACGGCCACAUUCGCGCACGCCAUGUCAGCUGUCUCCAACCAGUUGUUCGCCGUCGGCGCUUCCGGCGUCUGUUUCUCUAUCGCUGCCGAGAUGAAGGAGCCCAAGGAUUUUGGCAAGGCUCUCCUUUGGGGCCAGGGCAUCGUCAUCGCGACCUGUGUCGCCAUCGGGUCCAUCGUCUACGCCAAGGUCGGCCAGUACCUCGCAAGCCCCGCCCUCGGAUCCGCUGGUCCCUUGAUCAAGAAGGUUGCCUACGGCAUCGGUCUGCCUGGUCUCCUUGUGACUGCUAUCCUCUACAGCCACACUGCCGGCAAGUACUGGUUCGUGAGAAUCCUCCGUGGCACACGCCAUCUCCAGACCAGCACCGUCAAGCAUUGGCUCGUUUGGAGCAGUUCCAUGAUGGGCACCGUUGUGUUCGGCUUUAUCGUCGUCGGAGUUGUACCCUUCUUCAGCGACUUCCUCAGUCUUGUCGGCUCCCUCGUCAACCCGAUCUUCACCCACAUCAUCCCUGGCUUUAUGGUGCUGUACUAUGUCGCUAAGAAGCCUACUAUGGUUGGUGAGGAACCAUCACACGAACCCCACUAUUCUUUCGCGGAGAAGCACUGGAUCAAAGAGGCUCACGACGCGGCUAAGACUAGCAAGAGGGAUGCGAUUGUGGUCGCCCUCUCGUGGAUCAUGAUUGUCUUGGGUGCUUUCAUCAUCAUUGGCGGCACGUAUGCAACUGUUGUCACUAUUAAGGAGGGCUAUGACAACGGUUCGAUUGGUAGUGUUUUCUCAUGCGCCGACAACUCGUCAGGCUAA
Messenger RNA from Colletotrichum truncatum, 1485 nucleotides. The record is from RefSeq and is a predicted model, not a curated record. Lineage: Eukaryota; Fungi; Ascomycota; Sordariomycetes; Glomerellales; Glomerellaceae.